CGCUGCUGUACCAUUUGCAGAUUCACCGGACUUGUGUUCUCCUGUCUACGGGAGUUCGUUCUCCUGAGUCGAACUUGCCAAGUCCCAACUACCAAGGACGCGAGUCCGAAGUUUGCGAACUUGGUUUUGAGAAACGGCCCUGGAUUCUGUUCCUGGUGACCGUCUGAACUACUGCAAGUCAUGAUGAGCAUCUGAUUGUCUUCAGCAACACAAAGAUCCAAUGCUGAUCUGUUUUCAAUGGCAGUUUAGCUGCGGUGCUGUAUGUCAGAGGAGCGAGGAAAGGACUCUCUCUCUCUAAGAUGAGUCUCUCAGAGAAACAGAGUGUAAGAUCAGUUUCACAUGACAGCUCUGUAUCUGUGAAGAGUGACCGUUCAAAAGAAGAUGGACCAUAUUUCAGUGAGGAAACGCCAUCAGCUACUCUAAGUGAAAGGUUAGGCUCACAUGUGUCCAGCUCUGUGUCUUUGAAGAGUGACCAUUCAAGAGGAGGAGGACCAGAUUUCAGUGAGGAAACUCCUUCAGCUAACCCAAGGUUUCAACAUGAGAGCCACAAGAAUUUCACAGACAAUCUCCUGUUUAUCUUCCAGGCUCUUGAGGGUAAAAUAAUAACAUUUCUGAAGAAUGAAAUGAAAAAAUUUAAGAACAUUUUGCAAAAAGAGAAAACUCAAUACUUUGUGAAGGACUUUAAUGAGAAUAGAUGCAGUAUCAAAUCAGCAGCUCUUGAUCUCACACUACACUACCUGAGAGAGAUGAAACAAGAUGAAGCUGCUGAUACUCUAGAAGAUGAGCUGUUCUUCAAUCAUCGGCUAAAAUCUAACCUGAAGAAGAAGUAUCAAUGUGUGUUUGAAGGAAUUGCGAAGCAAGGUGACUCCACACUUCUGAAUAACAUCUACACAGAUCUCUAUAUCACUCAGGGUGGCAGUGAACCGGUCAAUACUGAACAUGAGAUCAGACAGAUUGAAGUUGCUUCCAGGCGUCAAGAAUCACAAGAGAUACCAGUUGAAUGCAAAAAUUUGUUUGAAGCACCUGAACAAGACAAAAAGAUCAGAACUGUACUGACAAAAGGAGUUGCUGGCAUUGGAAAAUCCGUCUCUGUGCAAAAGUUUGUUCUGGAUUGGGCUGAAGGAAAAGAAAAUCAAGAUAUCAGCUUCAUAUUUCCUCUUCCAUUCAGAGAAAUGAACUUAAAGGAGAAAGAAAAACAAAGUUUGAUGAGUCUUAUAUUUCGAUGUUUCCCAGAGACAAAAGGACUGAACCUUACAAGAAGAAAUCAAUUCAAAGUCCUGUUCAUCCUCGAUGGAUUGGACGAAUGUCGCCUUCCUCUGAAGUUUGAUGAUAAUGAGAUAUGGCGUGAUGUAUCAUCACCAACCUCUCUGGAUGUUAUCCUAACAAACCUCAUCAAAGGAAAUCUGCUUCCUUCUGCUCUCAUCUGGAUCACCACCAGACCAGCAGCUGCCAGUAAGGUUCCUCCUGACUGUAUUGACCAGCUGACAGAGAUACGAGGAUUCAAUGAUGUGCAAAAGGAGGAGUACUUCAGAAAAAGAUUCACAGAUGAGAAAAUGGCCAGUGAAAUCACUGAUCAUGUUAAACAAUCAAAGAGUCUCUUUAUUAUGUGCCACAUCCCAGUCUUCUGCUGGAUUUCAGCCACUGUUCUCCAGAACAUUUUAGAGGGAAAAAGAAAUAAUUGUCUUAAAAAAGCUGAUGAGACACUACAGGAAUCAAAUACUGAAGACACUCCCAAGACUUUGACAGAAAUGUACACACACUUUCUCCGCUUUCAAAUCCAGCAGAGCAGACGAAAGUAUGAUGGAGAAUACACACCAGAUGUUUCCUGGGACAAAAAUGCCAUCCUUUCACUGGGGAAACUGGCAUUUCAUCAGCUGGAAAAAAACAACAUUAUCUUCUAUGACACAGAUAUGAAAGCCUGUGGUAUAGAUGUCUAUAAAGCAUCAGUAUAUUCAGGCAUGUGUACCCAGAUCUUUAAGGAGGAAAGAGGGCUUAUUCUUGGUACCAUGUACUGCUUUGUUCACUUGAGCAUUCAAGAGUUUAUUGCAGCCCUUUAUGCACAUCUGUUUCUAGACAUCAACAAGAAAAGUGUGUUUGUUCAUGAGUCUACAGAACAGGAAAACAAAAAUGAAGCCAUGAUUGAUUUGCUCAAGUUUGCAGUGGACAAGGCGCUCGAAUGUGACAAUGGACAUCUGGACCUUUUCCUUCGCUUCCUCCUCGGUCUGUCGCUCCAGUCCAAUCGGCGACUCUUACGAGGUUUGUUGACACAGCAAGACGGCAAUGACCAAAGCAAAAAGGAAAUAGUUCAAUACAUCAAGCAGAAACUUGAAGAUAAUCUGUCUCCAGAGAGAUCCAUCAAUCUGUUCUACUGUCUGUAUGAACUAAAUGAUCAAACACUGGUAAAAGAGAUUCAGACUCACCUUAGCAAAGGCAGUCUCUCAUCUGCUGACCUUUCACCUGCCCAGUGGUCUGCUUUAGCCUUUGUGUUGUUGACAUCAGAGGAAGAGCUGGAGGAGUUUGAGCUUCAGAAAUUCAAGAAAUCAGACGAGUGUCUCAUUAGAUUAUCGGCAGUCAUCAAAACCUCCAAAAGAGCUCUUUUAAAUGAUUGUAACUUAACAGACAGAAGCUGUUCAGCUCUGGCUACAGUUCUUGGAUCAGAUACCAUUCUGAAAGAGCUGAACAUGAACAAUAAUAAUCUGCAGGAUUCAGGAGUGAAGCUGCUCUGUAGUGGACUGAAGAGUGUAAAGUGUAAAUUGGAGAUACUGAGACUCUCAAACUGCAGUAUCACAGAAGAAGGUUAUAAAGCUCUGGCUUCAGCUCUGAGAUCAAACCCUUCAAACCUGAUAGAGCUGGAUCUCACAGGAAAUUAUCCUGGACAAUCAGGAGUGAAGGAGCUUGAUGAUUUACUACAGGAUCCAAACUGCCAACUGAAGACACUGAGGUUUUUGAGUCCUGCUGCAGAUGAAGCCUGUCAGUAUGUGAAAACAGUUGUGGGUAAAAACCCAUUACUCCUGAGAGAGCUGAAUCUGAGUGAACGUGAGCUAGGAGACACACGAGUGAAUCAGAUCGCUGCUCUACUGCAGGAUAAACACUGUGAACUCAACACACUGAUUUUGUGUGAAUGCAGUAUUACAGAGAAACAGUGUCUCAUCCUGACUUCUGCUCUGAAAUCAAACCCAUCACACCUGAGAGAUCUGGACCUCAGUGAGAAUAAAAUAAGAAACACAGGAGUGAAUCACUUAUGUGACAGACUGAAGGAUUCACAGUGUAAACUGGAAAGACUUAGGUUAAGAGGCUGUGAUCUGACAGAUGAAGGUUGUUCUGCUCUGACUUCAGCUCUGAAAUCAAACCCAUCACACCUGAGAGAUCUGGACCUCAGUAAGAAUAAACUAGGAGACUCUGGAGUGAAAAACCUCAGUGAUCUACUGAUGAACCCACAAUGCAAGCUGGGAAAACUAGAUCUGUAUGGAUGCAGUAUUACAGAGGAACAGUGUCUCAUUCUGACUUCAGCUCUGAAAUCAAACCCAUCACACCUGAGAUAUCUGAACCUCAGUGUGAAUCAAAUAAGAAACACAGGAGUGAAUCACUUAUGUGAUGUACUGAAGGAUUCACACUGUAAACUGGAGAUAUUGGGAUUAAUAUACUGUGAAAUGACAGAUGAAGGUUGUUCUGCUCUGACUUCAGCUCUGAAAUCAAACCCAUCACACCUGAGAGAUCUGUACCUCAGUGUGAAUAAAAUAAGAAACACAGGAGUGAAUCACUUAUGUGACGUACUGAAGGACACAAACUGUAAACUGGAGAGUUUGUGGUUAAUGCGCUGUGAAAUGACAGAUGAAGGUUGUUCUGCUCUGACUUCAGCUCUGAAAUCAAACCCAUCACACCUGAGAGACCUGAACCUCAGUCACAAUAAAAUAAGAAACACAGGAGUGAAUCACUUAUGUCACGUACUGAAGGAUUCACACUGUAAACUGGAGAGAUUGAGGUUAAGAGGCUGUGAUCUGACAGAUGAAGGUUGUUCUGCUCUGACUUCAGCUCUGAAAUCAAACCCAUCACACCUGAAACAUCUGUACCUCAGUGAGAAUAAACUAGGAGACUCUGGAGUGGAAAACCUCAGUGAUCUACUGAUGAACCUACAAUGCAAACUGGAAAAAAUACAUCUGUAUGGAUGCAGUAUUACAGAGAAACAGUGUCUCAUCCUGACUUCAGCUCUGAAAUCAAACCCAUCACACCUGAGAGAUCUGGACCUCAGUGAGAAUCAAAUAAGUAACACAGGAGUGAAUCACUUAUGUGACGGACUGACGGAUUCACACUGUAAACUGGAGAGAUUGAGUCUGAAAGGCUGUGGCAUUACAGAUGUUUCUUCUUUAACUCAGUGUUUGACAAACACAAAAGCACUGCAGUUUUUAAAAGAGCUUGAUCUGAGAAACAACACGAUCAGAGACUCAGAGCAGCUCAGAGACUUGAUACGAGACUCAAACUGUAAACUGACGUGAAACAGAUUGAGAAGAUGUAAGAGCAGAGAUGAAGUGGAUUAACAAGAAUAUAUAGAAGUCUUUAGUAUAAGGCCUACAAUCAUAAUGAUAUUGGGAUUAAAUUCACCAUAUUAAAGCAAUUACAAUAUUGCUAAUCAUAACUGCGAUUGCCAAAUUUAGUACUCAAAUUAUUCAAGUGAUAUAAACUGAAAGUGAAUGUUAAAUUGUUGUGGGCUACAUUUCUUAAUGCUGUUCCAUCAUUUUAUAUUUGUAUAUUUCAAUUUGUAGUUGAUGCCAUUUUAUUUUAUUGUAUUGUAAUAUGUGUUGAUAUUGUAAAUAUACGAAUAAAAACUUGAUCGUUUUA
Megalobrama amblycephala (Wuchang bream) is the source of this 4836-nucleotide messenger RNA. RefSeq names its product NACHT, LRR and PYD domains-containing protein 12-like. Gene Ontology annotation, molecular function: protein binding. The transcript is spliced from 19 exons. The record is from RefSeq and is a predicted model, not a curated record. Bases 300 to 4493 code for a protein of 1397 amino acids. NCBI's taxonomy places the organism in Eukaryota, Metazoa, Chordata, Actinopteri, Cypriniformes, Xenocyprididae.